GUCCUUCUUCAGAUGGGUUUCACAUUCUUCACCCUGCUCUCUCUCAGGAGUUAGCUGUCCUUCCUCACAGCCCUGUUACCUUGGAGUGUGUGGUGAGUGGCGUCCCAGCCUCACGAGUGUACUGGCUGAAGGAUGGUCAGGACGCUGUGUCAGGAAGCAACUGGAGGAGGCUGUACUCUCAUCUUGUCACGACUAGCAUCGACCCAGUGGACUCUGGGAACUAUUCCUGUGUGGUGGGCAACAAGUCCGGAGAUAUCAAACACGCCACUUACGUGGUUAAUGUGCUGGAGCAUGCAUCAAUUUCUAAAGGACUACAUGAUCAGAAGGUGUCUCUGGGAGCCACCGUACAUUUCACCUGUGAUGUUCAUGGGAACCCAGCUCCCAACCGUACCUGGUUUCAUAAUGCACAGCCUAUUCACCCCUCCUCGCGGCAUCUAACCGAAGGGAAUGGACUGAAGAUCACUGGGGUUACCAUGGAAGAUUCUGGGCUGUAUCAGUGUAUAGCCGACAAUGGGAUUGGAUUUAUGCAGUCCACUGGAAGACUUCAAAUUGAACAAG
Molecule: messenger RNA, 558 nt
Organism: Psammomys obesus (fat sand rat)
Lineage: Eukaryota; Metazoa; Chordata; Mammalia; Rodentia; Muridae
Product: cell adhesion molecule-related/down-regulated by oncogenes-like
Exons: 2
Biological process (GO): cell-cell adhesion; axon guidance; nervous system development
Cellular component (GO): axon; plasma membrane
Source: RefSeq, a predicted model, not a curated record